This is a messenger RNA of Hermetia illucens (black soldier fly), 847 nucleotides long. It is a transcript of the gene Cnep1r2, whose product is annotated as nuclear envelope phosphatase-regulatory subunit 1 homolog. Gene Ontology annotation, cellular component: Nem1-Spo7 phosphatase complex; cytoplasm. Bases 245 to 631 code for a protein of 128 amino acids. The record is from RefSeq and is a predicted model, not a curated record. NCBI's taxonomy places the organism in Eukaryota, Metazoa, Arthropoda, Insecta, Diptera, Stratiomyidae. The transcript is spliced from 4 exons.
GAAAAAAACUUAUGCGAUGUCAAUGGCGAGUUAGAUACCUGUAGCCUGUGACGCUUAUGGGGUUGAAUAUCGCUAGGCGAGUGGUGUCCAAGUGGAAUUGCACAAGAUUUAGGAAGUCAAUUAAAAUGUCCCAUAAAUAAUUAAGUGACGAUACAUUUCUAGUAGAGAAAUUUAGUUUAAAUAUUUUAUUGUUGAUUUAUGUGGCAAUUUUAGUUUUAAGGGUGAGAAUUUGAGCGGAGAGGAAAUGGAAUCGUCCGCUUGUGAAGAUUUGAAAGCAUUUGAAAGAAGAUUAACCGAAGUUGUUGCUUCGUAUCGACCUGCGACCAUUCGAUGGCGAAUCGUUCUUAUAACAAUAUCAAUACUAACAGCAAUUGGAGCAUGGUUCUGGCUACGCGAUCCGAAAACAUCAAUUGUACCUUUGAGCGAGUCAUUGUGCAACCACCCAGUAUUCUUUUGUGCAACUCUAACUCUCAUUUUCAUUCCAGUUGCACUCUUCAUGUUUGGCAUUCACAAAUUGGUCAUUGCACCCCAAAUAAUCACAUCACGAAUGCGCCUUGUGCUUGCUGAUUUUAAUAUGAGCUGCGAUGACACGGGAAAAUUAAUUCUAAAGCCACGGCCCAAUAACAAUUGAAUGGAAAGAAGGAUGAAAAAAAUCGUGUAAAUUGUCGGGAAACAGAAACUACUAUGAUACGUACUAAAUUAAAAAAGGACGAGAAUCAGAAAGCGAAACAACAUUAUUUCUACAGCUGCUAACACACAAAUGUGGAGAACGUACACCAAUCUCUGAUCGUGACAAAAAUCGUAUCUGCAAAUAGUAUUGUACAUACUACACUUCAAAGUUAGAAAA